Molecule: messenger RNA, 1500 nt
Organism: Saimiri boliviensis boliviensis (Bolivian squirrel monkey)
Lineage: Eukaryota; Metazoa; Chordata; Mammalia; Primates; Cebidae
Source: RefSeq, a predicted model, not a curated record
AUGCCCUUCAGGAAAGCCUGUGGGCCAAAGCUGACCAACUCUCCCAUGGUCAUCGUCAUGGUGAGCCUUCCUGCCGAGGGCAAGACCUACAUCUCCAAGAUGACUCGCUACCUCAACUGGAUUGGCGUCCCCACAAAAGUGUUCAACGUCGGGGAGUACCGCCGGGCGGCUGUGAAGCACUACAGCUCCUGCAGCUUCUUCCGUCCCGAAAACGAGGAGGCCAUGCGAGUCCGGAAGCAGUGCGCCUUAGCUGCCUGGAGAGAUGUCAAAAGCUACCUUGCAAAAGAAGGGGGACAAAUCGCGGUUUUCGACGCCACCAAUACUACCAGAGAGAGGAGACACAUGAUCCUUCAUUUUACCAAAGAAAAUGACUUUAAGGCGUUUUUCGUGGAGUCCAUGUGCGACGGCCCUACUGUUGUGGCCUCCAAUAUCAUGGAAGUGAACAUCUCCAGCCGGGAUUUCAAAGACUGCAACUCGGCAGAAGCCAUGGACGACUUCAUGAAGUGGAUCAGUUGCUACGAAGCCAGUUACCAGCCCCUCGACCCCAACAAAUACGACAGGGACUUAUCACUGAUCAAGGUGAUUGAUGUGGGCCGGAGGUUCCUGGUGAAACGGGUGCAGGACCACACCCAGAGCCGCAUCGUGUACUACCUGAUGAAUGUCCGCGUGCAGCCGCGCACCAUCUACCUGCGCUGGCACGGCGAGAACGAGCACAACCUCCAGGGCCGCAUCGGAGGCGACUCGGGCCUGUCCAGCCGUGGCGAGAAGUUUGCCAGCGCCCUGAGCAAGUUCGUGGAGGAGCAGAACCUGAAGGGCCUGCGCGUAUGGACCAGCCAGCUCAAGAGCACCAUCCAGACGGCUGAGGCGCUGCGGCUGCCCUAUGAGCAGUGGAAGGCGCUCAAUGAGAUUGACGCAGGUGUCUGUGAGGAGCUGACCUACGAAGAGAUCAGGGACACCUACCCCGAGGAGUAUACGCUGCGGGAGCAGGACAAGUACUACUAUUGGUACCCCACCGGGGAGUCCUACCAGGACCUGGUCCAGCACCUGGAGCCAGUGACCAUGGAGCUGGAGCGACAGGAGAAUGUGCUGGUCAUCUGCCACCAGGCCGUCCUGCGCUGCCUGCUGGGCUACUUCCUGGAUAGCAGCGCAGAGGAGAUGCCCUACCUGAAAUGCCUCCUUCACACCGUUCUGAAACUGACUCCUGUCGCUUAUGGCUGCCAUGUGGAAUCCAUCUACCUGAAUAUGGAGUCCGUCAGCACCCGCAGGGAGAGGUCAGAGGAUGCAAAGAAGGGACCUAACCCGCUCAAGAGACGCAGUAGUGUCACCCUGCUAGCCAGCCCCGAGCCCACCAAAAAGCCUCACAUCAACAGCUUUGAGGAGCACGUGGCUUCCACCUCGGCCGCCCUGCCCAGCUGCCUGCCGCCGGAGGUGCCCACACAGCUGCCUGGACAAAACAUGAAAGGCUUCCGGAGCAGUGAAGACUUCUCCAGGAAACACUGA